AUGGAAUAAACAUUCCCGGGCCGCACCACCAACAACGUCGCACGGCAUGUUUACUCUUCGUCAUUACUCGUGUCUUUGACGCAUCUACACUCAUUUACUCGCUCAUGUCACCUCAUCUAGUCGUUCUUUAGUCUUGGACACUCAUUCCCAGGAUAGACCGAUAUGACGGUCACGCGUACCCAGGCGGGCAAGACGCCCAAGAAAACAGCUCAUCCAGGGUAUGUCGAGACGCCCGGUACCUUUCGAAAGCCUCGUACGCGGAAGUCCGGCGUGAAUCUGGAAGAUUCCGACGCGCAAGACUCGUCGACCGGCCACGAAGACGACGCGACGGCCGUGAAACCUGCUCCAAGGAGCACACGGAAAGCGUCGCGCUCUGCAAAGUUCACGGAAGACCUACAUGACACCACGGAAGAAGAGGCUGUCAAUGGACAUGUGAGAGGAAAGCCGAAUGGUUCGAUCACCAGCAAGAUGAACGGGCAUGUUAUCCCUUCAGAAAGACUUGUUGAUGGCUGGAGGGCAGGUAUGGACCCCAAGGUCGACACCAGCGGUCACUUCGAGUUCGGAGGGCCUUGGGGUGUCACAGCAAUGAUGAUCGGCUUCCCUACCCUCAUGUACUACAUGUGGAUCGGCGCGACCUAUUACAACGGGAAGUUCCCACACCCCAGAGAUGGCGAGACCUUUGGGGAAUUCCUACACGGCUUAGGUCGAAUGGUGUACUAUGGUGCAUGGCCUUCCGCGAAAGCCUGGGUCAUGUACUGGACGUUCUUCAUCUUCGAGGGUGCCCUUUACUGUCUGAUGCCAGGCAUAUGGACCAAAGGAAAACCUUUGCCUCACGAGAACGGCAAGCGGCUCGAUUAUUAUUGUUCUGGAUCGUGGUCUUGGUGGACGACCAUCAUCGUGGCGUUCGCGCUGCACUUCUCCGGCCUCUUCAAGCUGUAUCAGAUCAUUGACGAGUUCGGUCCCCUCAUGUCCGUCGCCAUCAUUUCUGGCUUCCUGGUUUCGAUCGUGGCGUACGCUUCCGCCAUCUAUCGUGGCAAGCAACACAGAAUGUCUGGAUAUCUCAUGUAUGAUUUCUUCAUGGGAGCCGAACUCAAUCCGCGAAUGUUCGACAUUCUGGACUUCAAGAUGUUCUUCGAGGUACGACUGCCUUGGUACAUUUUGUUUUUGCUGUCAGUGGGGACUGCUGCACGCCAAUACGAACUGUAUGGUUAUGUCUCCGGAGAAGUAGGACUUUUGGUUAUGGCCCACUUCCUGUAUGCCAAUGCUUGCAGUAAGGGGGAAGAGUGCAUUGUGCCCACCUGGGAUAUGUACUAUGAAAAAUGGGGUUUCAUGCUCAUCUUUUGGAAUUUGGCCGGUGUGCCGCUGACAUACUGUCAUUGCACGAUAUACCUGGCAAACCACGCUCCGAGCACAUAUCUCUGGAACAAAUAUGCACUGGGCGUUUUAUAUGUGGUGUAUCUGUUUGUUUACUGGGUUUGGGAUACCACAAACAGCCAGAAGAAUCGUUUCCGGGCGCAGGAAACUGGCGGUGCCAUAACCAGGAAAGCCUUUCCACAGCUUCCGUGGCAGAGUGUGGAAAACCCAAAGGUCAUCGGGUCAGAGGAUGGUGGGACUAUCCUGGCAGACGGCUGGUAUGGCUAUGCACGAAAGAUCCAUUAUACCUGUGAUCUCUUCUUCGCACUCACUUGGGGAGCAGUAACGGGGUUCCGCUCCCCCUUUCCGUGGUUCUAUCCAGCCUUCUUCAGCUGUAUGAUCGUCCAUCGCGCUAUUAGAGAUAUCGAACGGUGUCGGAAAAAGUAUGGCAAGGCGUGGGAGGAGUACGAAAGGCAGGUUCCUUACCUGUUCAUUCCUUAUGUGUUUUAGAGACGACCAACCUCCUCGGUCUUCUUUUCUUGUCCGAUCCUGCUGGUCCAGAAGCUGGUAUUCUGCUGGACCGUCCUCACGGUUAGCAUCGGAUAGAAAACCAUCGAAGGGCGGUGUCUGUGUCUUUUCCAGCUUUCAAAAGUCCCGCUUGGCGAAGUCAGGCAUAAUGAUAAUAUCGCACAAAAAAUGCUCGUCGUUCUUCAUCCGUCCUCUCCGACAGCUGUUGUCGAUUGUU
Molecule: messenger RNA, 2098 nt
Organism: Exophiala viscosa
Lineage: Eukaryota; Fungi; Ascomycota; Eurotiomycetes; Chaetothyriales; Herpotrichiellaceae
Product: ergosterol biosynthesis ERG4/ERG24 family-domain-containing protein
Exons: 4
Coding region: 163-1863 (566 amino acids)
Biological process (GO): ergosterol biosynthetic process
Cellular component (GO): endoplasmic reticulum membrane
Molecular function (GO): Delta24(24-1) sterol reductase activity
Source: RefSeq, a predicted model, not a curated record